UCACAUACCUUCUAAUACUCUGUUGUUAUUUUUUAUUUUUCCAAUUUUAAACAUAAAUUUUUUAUUAUUAUCCGCUAAAACAUCACAAAUUAUGCAAAAUGCAAGCCUUAACAUGUAGAAAUUUGGUCAAAACUUGCCUCCGAAAAGAGUUCCAAAACCGGUCUUUUGCUAAUUUUCAAAAAUUCGCCAAAAAUCAUCAUCAAAAACAAUCCCAAAAACUUCUCUUGACGACGAGUGGCGUUUUAGCAGCAGUUAUUGGCGCAACGUACCUCAUUAAUCAACGCAAGCUUGGAGUGGUAAAUUGUGCGACAACAGCUGACAAACAAAAGAAGAAGCCCCUAUAUUUCAAGACAAUUCGUGCAGAUUUGCCUACAUAUCGUCGUGAUGAGAUAAGAAAGCACAAUUCAAUUGAGAAUCGCGUUUGGUUGACUUACGGAAUUGGCGUUUAUGAUGUCACGGAUUUCAUUCCUCGACAUCCCGGAGCGGAAAAUAUUAUGUUGGGAGCUGGCGAGGCAAUUGAACCCUUUUGGAAUACGUAUCAACAGCACAAUACAAUCGAAGUUUUGAGAAUUCUUGAGACUUUUCGCAUUGGAAACGUUCAUCCGGAUGAUGCGCUUGACACGAGUGAUCUUUAUGACCCGUGGAUUAACGAACCGAAGCGUGAGAAGAAAUUUAUCGUUGCUGCAGAACGUCCUUUCAACGCAGAACCGCCUGCUGAGGAUUUAGUAAAGAAUUUUUAUACGAGCCAGAAAGAUUUUUAUGUAAGAAAUCACUUGCCUGUGCCCGAAAUUGACAUCAAAACGUACGAAAUUGAGUUUGUGAACGAAAAAUCCGGCAAAACCAUGACUUUGAGCUUUGAUGAGCUUCGAAAGCGAUACAAACCAGUUGAAGUUACGGCAGCAAUCAUGUGCGGCGGGAAUCGUCGAUCGGAAAUGAUGGAAGUUCGCGCCGUAAAAGGACUUCGUUGGGGACAAUCCGCUGUCGGAAAUGCAAAAUGGAAGGGAUUUCGCUUGGCAGACAUCUUAAAAGACCUCGAAGUUGAGCAAAAUGAAACGGAUCACGUGCAUCUCGAAGGUUUAGACACGGAUCCAACUUAUACUCCGUAUGCGGCGUCAAUUCCCUUGAACAAAGCCAUGGACCCCAGAGGCGAUGUCAUCCUCGCUUUUGAGAUGAAUGGCGAACCCUUGUCCCGAGAUCACGGAUUUCCGAUUCGUGUCGUGACUCCGGGCAUCGUUGGAGCGCGAAACGUCAAAUGGCUCGGCAGAGUUGUCGUCUCCAAAGAUGAAUCGAACUCGCAUUGGCAACAAAAAGACUACAAAGGUUUCAGUCCGAGCACAGAUUUCGACAAUGCCGAAUGGGAAAAAUCGCCGGCGAUACAAAAUAUGCCUGUGACAUCGGCAAUUUGCACGCCCGCCAAUGGCUCAAAGGUAAAAGUGAAGAACGGAGAGAUCGAGUUGAAGGGUUAUGCGUGGUCUGGAGGCGGAAAUCGCAUUGUAAGAGUCGAUGUGACAACAGACGAAGGCAAAACGUGGCACGUGGCAGAGUUGGAACAAGAAGAUAACGCAAAAGCACCCAGCGGAAGACAUUGGGGAUGGUCUUUGUGGACCAUUAAAGUGCCUGUUGACAAAAAUUCGAAGGAGUUAAAGAUUUGGGCGAAGGCAGUUGAUUCGAAUUAUAAUGUGCAACCGGAAAGUUUUGAGAAUAUUUUUAAUUUUAGAGGCGUUUUGAGCAAUGCUUAUUCAAAAAUUAAGGUGCAAUUAACGUAAAAUCGAUGCAAAGCAUUUAAAAAAUUUUUACAAAAAAUAAAAAUUUGGAUUAAAAAUCCAUUUUCUUGAUUUUCCAA
Molecule: messenger RNA, 1843 nt
Organism: Culicoides brevitarsis
Lineage: Eukaryota; Metazoa; Arthropoda; Insecta; Diptera; Ceratopogonidae
Gene: shop
Product: sulfite oxidase, mitochondrial
Exons: 3
Coding region: 99-1766 (555 amino acids)
Biological process (GO): sulfur compound metabolic process
Cellular component (GO): mitochondrion
Molecular function (GO): molybdopterin cofactor binding; molybdenum ion binding; sulfite oxidase activity
Source: RefSeq, a predicted model, not a curated record